AUGGUCGCGCCAAGGAAUACGGCUUUUGCCGAAGAGAGCGCCGAGGUAGAGGUGCUAUACGCCAACCUUGAGAAGCAGAAGCUCCUCACCAAGAAAAUUCAAGGGUCCCUCGUCCGACUUGAAACCGGAGGAAAUGUCGUGAAGCAUGCAAUUGGGCCUAUUUAUAGCAAUACGCAGUCGCUCCAAACCACAAACAGCAAUAUCGACAAGAUUAAUGAAGCCAUUGAUCGCCUUCGGCAGCCGCUCGAUGCGAAAAACCGAGAGGAGGGCAUCAUUCGCGCUGGACCGCAAACCGAGGAUUUGUCACAGUACCUGACGGCAAUGAAACGAGUGGAUCAUGCAUUGGUCGACCUGACAUCUACGAACCUGAAAUCAAAUCAAAAAGCAAUCAGCGAGUUUACGUCCCUAUUGGGUAUUGGGAAUACAAAACUUCAAGAUCUACUACGUCUCGAACUUGGCCAGCAUGUCGCUCCUAUUGAACCGUUACACUACCUGACCAAGAGUCUUCCAUUUCCUACGAUCCCGGACGAGAAGCUUGCGGAAAUAGCGCCGAUUUGUGCUGCCAUCGGCUCGGCAGCAGUUCAUACCCCGCAUCGCGGUGAAGGUGGCAGCCCUGCCCUUAAAAUCUACGCAGACAUUCGGGGUCCUUACAUUACGACAAGCACGCAGAACCUUGCCAUUGCCUCUCUCAAUACGUUGAAACGAAGAGCUGGCGAUGGGCCAUAUAAGCAAGGCACUAAUGGAAUUGGCAUUUACUCCAAUGCUUUGGAAAACUUCAUAUACGCGGAAUGGGAGUCCAUCACACAAAUUUUCACCGGCGACCAUAAAGGACUGGCACUACAAAUGACUUGCCGCGCUGCGAUGGCCGAAUAUUCAAAGACCCUUCGCGAACUCAACCACUAUAUCCGCUCCAAUCUCAUGACCGAUUGCUUCCUAGCUUUUGAGAUCAUUGAAAUCGUCACGGCCAUGUCUUACAAUGUAGAUGCAAAGACGGGUGAGCUCAAGAGCUUAUUCCUCGAAGCUUUGAGGCCUGUGCGGGAGACCGCCAAAUCGUCUCUAUCAGAGUUGCUUGAGGAGACGAAACGCAAAGCAGCCAGUAUCCCUAUGCUUCCGCCAGAUGGUGGCCCUGUACCUCUUGUGACUGAGGUUAUGAGCUCGCUCACUACACUCACCGGAUACUCUAAACCUCUUGCGUCUAUCUUGACUUCCUUGGGAGACGGGAAUUGGAGGUCAACGUCCAAUACAGCAUCUAAUACUCCGCUGGACGUUAGUCCGGACAGUUCCACACUCUUGUCACAUUUCAUCCUAGAUAUGAUCGAGGCCCUUAUGAUUUCUCUGGAGUCUCGGAGCCGGGCGUUGCACCGCACAAAGGCUGUUCAAGGCGUUUUCCUGUCCAAUGUCUUUUGCAUUGUGGAUCGCUCUAUUCGAUCGAGUCCGGAGCUAGCGAAAUACCUCGGCUCUCCAGAUAGUAUUUCGAGGAUAGAUACCUUCCGCAAACGGGCAACCUCGACGUAUCUGGAUGCUUGGAAGGAGACAUCCCAUUACCUUCUUGAUGUUCAGUACACGUCUCAGGGUAGAGGUGGGGCUCGACCACAAUCGGGCGGGGUUGUCGAUUCCAGUGCGAUUGUCAAGUCGCUUUCUUCUCGCGAUAAAGAUGCGAUCAAAGACAAGUUCAAAUCCUUCAACACAAGCUUUGAUGAUUUGGUUGCACGCCACAAGGCUCUCUACAUGGAGCGAGAGGUGCGUAGCGUUCUUGCUCGCGAAGUCCAGGCAGUCCUUGAGCCCUUAUACGCACGGUUUUAUGACCGUUAUCACGAACUUGACAAAGGUCGAGGCAAAUACACCAAAUACGACAAGGGAAGCCUGUCUGCACAACUCGCGGCGCUGCAAUAA
Aspergillus puulaauensis is the source of this 1893-nucleotide messenger RNA. RefSeq names its product EXO70 family protein (gene EXO70). Gene Ontology annotation, cellular component: exocyst. NCBI's taxonomy places the organism in Eukaryota, Fungi, Ascomycota, Eurotiomycetes, Eurotiales, Aspergillaceae. The transcript has 3 exons. The coding region runs from base 1 to 1893 and encodes 630 amino acids. Gene Ontology annotation, molecular function: phosphatidylinositol-4,5-bisphosphate binding. The record is from RefSeq and is a predicted model, not a curated record. Gene Ontology annotation, biological process: exocytosis.